This is a messenger RNA of Cyphellophora europaea CBS 101466, 1563 nucleotides long. RefSeq lists its product as uncharacterized. The record is from RefSeq and is a predicted model, not a curated record. The transcript has a single exon. Lineage: Eukaryota; Fungi; Ascomycota; Eurotiomycetes; Chaetothyriales; Cyphellophoraceae. Bases 1 to 1563 code for a protein of 520 amino acids.
AUGCCUAAGAAUACUGUUUCUAACAAAGCAUCCCGUCCAUCGUCGAAGCGUAACAACUCGGCCGGUAGCUCGCGAACGCCAUUGUCCAGCGUGACACCCAAUCAAAGAGGAACCAAUGACCAAGGCAUGAACGGUCGACCUCCCCAUAGUAGAGGCGAGGAGCUGGGCCAGCAGAAUAAUAGUGUCAGCAAGAUUGGCAGCGAAUCCGACAGUCCCAUCGAUCUCUACCAGAACAGCAACAAGCUCAAGCCAAAACACGCCAAUUACGACAAUGAGAUUCCCGAGAAUAUGUACAAGCCGCGGGAUGAGGACCCUGAGGGCUGGAUCCAUAGAGACAAGUUGGCAAAGAUCGAAAGUGAGGAGCUUCAGGCCGCCGGGAUACAUCUUGCUUCCGCCAGACGAGGUCAGAGUAAGAACGGGCGCAGAGAUACGAGCAGAGGACGAAGAAGCGAGGAGAGUUCACAUAGCGCCACCAAUGAGCGCAGGGAUGAAAAGAAACCGCGGCUCGCUGAACCUGUCCAGGAGGAAGGAGACGAUGAGCGUGUGAAUUGGGACUUUCGAUCUGCGGAAGAGAUUGCCCAAGAUGCGGCAGCUGGUAAUCUCUAUUCGCAGCCGGCUUUGAGAAAGUCUGGCUCGCGAAUACCAGUCAUGACGAGCAGCCCUCACCCUAUCCCACCUGAACGUCUAGAUCGGGAGACGCCUCUGCCUCGGAAGCGGACGAUGAGCAAUAGCAUGAGUCCUGACGACAGUUUGGGAGUCAGCAGAACGCGCAUGAGGAGGGGUAGCACUGGCAGCCAAGAUGGCCUGGAAGGUGCAAUUACGCCCACACCGAAGCCCGGCUCUCACCCAGGCAGCAAACCGGCAUCUCCAACUAAGAAGGAUAAGGCGACCCCUGGUGCGCUUGCUUCGAAUUCACGAAAGACGACUCCUUCUUCAAUACGCAAGCCAUCUGGACCUGUCAAGAAUGGUCCACUCUCGCCGUCAGGCAGCACAUCUCAACGUCCAGGAACAAGAAGUGGAGAGCUGGAUAGACCCAAGACGGCGGUCAACCGACCAGAGGGUGACCCUCCCUGGCUUGCCACCAUGUACAAGCCAGAUCCCCGUCUCCCGCCGGAUCAGCAAAUCAUCCCUACACAUGCCAGACGACAACAGCAGCAAAUGUGGGCAGAUGACGGUUCAGUUCCUAAGACUUAUGACCGAGACUUUACUCCGUUGGCGGUGCACCAGCCGGAGGAAUUGGCAAAGGGAACUUCGCCCACGCUGGCUUCCCCAGUACCGGAAUCUGAAAAGCCGCAAGAAAACUCCUGGCCCCUUCGACAAAUGAACAGCGUGCGUAGCACUGCCAGUGGAAGGCCGGGAACGAGUGGCAGCACCACCGGAGGCUACAGCACCAUGCCUAAGGUUCAGCCAUCCCCCGUUAUUCAGCAGAGUCCACGCAUCGGAGGUAUGGCCAGCCCCCACCUGGGAGUCGCGCCUUCGAGACUACAGGUUCAGAGGCCGCCUGACGACGAAAAGGACGACGGCACUGUGAAGAAGGGGUGUGGGUGCUGCAUCGUUAUGUAG